Messenger RNA from Homo sapiens (human), 1613 nucleotides. It is a transcript of the gene POLR2J, whose product is annotated as RNA polymerase II subunit J. The coding region runs from base 63 to 542 and encodes 159 amino acids. Gene Ontology annotation, biological process: transcription by RNA polymerase II; DNA-templated transcription. The transcript has 3 exons. Lineage: Eukaryota; Metazoa; Chordata; Mammalia; Primates; Hominidae. Gene Ontology annotation, molecular function: protein dimerization activity; DNA binding; DNA-directed RNA polymerase activity. Gene Ontology annotation, cellular component: RNA polymerase II, core complex; nucleus. The record is from RefSeq and is marked reviewed.
AUUAGGGCUCUGGUGGCGGCGGCGGCGGACCCUUGGGGUCUGGACGCAACGGCGGCGGGAGCAUGAACGCCCCUCCAGCCUUCGAGUCGUUCUUGCUCUUCGAGGGCGAGAAGAAGAUCACCAUUAACAAGGACACCAAGGUACCCAAUGCCUGUUUAUUCACCAUCAACAAAGAAGACCACACACUGGGAAACAUCAUUAAAUCACAACUCCUAAAAGACCCGCAAGUGCUAUUUGCUGGCUACAAAGUCCCCCACCCCUUGGAGCACAAGAUCAUCAUCCGAGUGCAGACCACGCCGGACUACAGCCCCCAGGAAGCCUUUACCAACGCCAUCACCGACCUCAUCAGUGAGCUGUCCCUGCUGGAGGAGCGCUUUCGGGUGAGGGCGGGGCCUGGAGGGGCAGACGGGGUGGGCUGGACACUGGCCCGUGUGCCCAGGCCUGGGACAGCCCUGGCCUGUUUCUUCGGAGGUCCUGGGGGAGAGGCGGCAGUGAUGGAAGAGCAGGGACUUCCACCACAGGCUCCAGGACAUGUGGACUGAGGGGCUGUGGAGUCUGGGCCUGUGGCUCCCGUCUGCCCCAUGGGACUUCUGUAGUGCUGCAGGGUCCCUCGGGUGCUGUGGGCCAGAUCGGGGCGGGGACCUACUGUCCUUUGGGGGUGCUCUUCUACGUCCCUUGUUGGUGAUUGGCAAGGCCUGGUCCUUCCAGGUCUCUGGGAGGCAGCUCACCCCCGGGUGGCCCACACCUGUUCCUGGCAGGGCGCAUGGGAAUCUAGAACAGUUUAGAGGGGAAAGAGCCACAGCUUGGGGGAUUUCAACGUCUGAGUCGUCUGCUCACCAGGAAGCCUCUGGGGCCUCUGACUCCUGCCGGGGCUGCCAUAGAGAAUGGCUGGAUUGGGCCAGCUGGGAGGGCCCUUUGGCUGCUCCACUGUCCUGGGGAGUGUGGCCCAUGGCUGCCCUCCAGGAAGGGCCUGGCGGGGGGGAUGCUGGGCAUGUGUUUCCAGCGUCCUUGCCCCAGCUGUUCCAGCUCAGUCUCCACCACCUUCUUCUCUCCCAGGUGGCCAUAAAAGACAAGCAGGAAGGAAUUGAGUAGGGGCCAGAGGGGGCUCUGCUCGGCCUGUGAGCCCCGUUCCUACCUGUGCCUGACCCUCCGCUCCAGGUACCACACCGAGGAGAGCGGCCGGUCCCAGCCAUGGCCCGCCUUGUGGCCACCCCUCACCCUGACACCGACGUGUCCUGUACAUAGAUUAGGUUUUAUAUUCCUAAUAAAGUAUAGCGGGAGAGACCUGGAUGUGGACUUGAGCAGCGGUGACUUCGCAAGCAAAUGGAUUGUCAGGCUUGAUGCAGGCAGAUGACCUGUUUCAGGGGCGUCCGGCUGGCAGGGAUGAAUUCAUUCUGGACCAAAGAUCCGGGGUCCAGGGGCUGCUGCGGGGGCUGUGCUGAGCCGGAGAGAAGUGUGCAAACCCAUGAGCUCCCAAGAGUCUCUGCUCUAGAAGCCUCAACUCCUGGGCCUGCCUGUCAGUCAAAGCAGGAACACUUCUUCCUGCAUAACUCGAAACACCUUUCCACAGGCUUCUUGUCCACAGUAGAGUUUAAUAAAAAUAUUCACUGAAA